Astyanax mexicanus (Mexican tetra) is the source of this 2684-nucleotide messenger RNA. RefSeq names its product DAZ associated protein 2 (gene dazap2). The coding region runs from base 145 to 660 and encodes 171 amino acids. The transcript is spliced from 4 exons. Lineage: Eukaryota; Metazoa; Chordata; Actinopteri; Characiformes; Acestrorhamphidae. The record is from RefSeq and is a predicted model, not a curated record.
CCCUGCUUACCGAGAGCACAGUCUGACAAAAACAAGGAAAUAUCCGGGAAGCGAACAGGAACUUAAAGCGCACAUUCAGAACCAGCGGCGAUAAAAACACGACUUAAACACGGUCUAAAUCCAGCACAGCUCCUACAGAGAAACAUGAAUAAUAAAGGUUCAUAUCCACAGCAAGCUGUGUAUCCUCAGCAGAGUACAGCACCUAUUUACCCUCCUGCUAUGCAAGUGCCUCAACCUCCCCAGGCACCCCCUUACUCAGAUGCCCCUCCUGCCUAUUCUGAGAUCUACCAGCCAAGGUAUAUGCACGCACCCCAGGCUGCUGGUCAGCUACCUCCAAUGACCACUGCAUACCCUGCCACUCAGAUGUAUGUGCCCAUGCCACAGUCUGUGCAAGUUGGGGCAAUGGCCCCUAAUGUGCCAAUGGCGUACUAUCCCAUGGGACCUAUGUAUCCUCCAGGUUCCACAGUCUUGCUAGACGGUGGGUUUGAUGCCGGAGCACGGUUUGGUCAUGGCACCGCUGCUUCCAUUCCUCCCCCUCCUCCUGGACACGCCCCAAAUGCAGCACAGCUGGCAGCCAUGCAGGGUGCAAACGUGAUGAUGACCCAACGCAAAAACAACUUCUUUCUGGGUGGCUCCGGCGGAGGGUACACUAUCUGGUAACAGUGAGAAGGACCUCCUUGGGCCGCGGGGCCUUUCCUCUCUGGUUCCCUCUCCCCUGGGGCAGCUUGGCUAUGCCAUGAUACUGAUACAACCUAAUGGAAUGUAAUGUUUUAGAAUGCCUAAUAAUGGUACAGUACUCCACUGUUGAUCAACUGUAUUUCAGUUCCAAAAACGCAUGAAGCCUUGCAGGUUCAGACAAACUGUAAGGCUUAUAGAGCACGCCGUGUUUAGAGAAUUGAAAGCACUUUCUGCACAAUUCAUUGUCGAGCUCCUUCAUUGUUGUUGUUUUUAACGCAUUUCUCCUUCAAUUAGUUCGAUAUUCAUUCAUAUGCUAGAUUAAUACAUUCAGGAAUGUUUCAUGUCUGACCGAUUGAUUUGAUUAUUUUAUUUUAAUCUCCUACAACAAAAUUCGCUAGCCAUUUUUUUUUUUCAACUGUUCAACUGUCCCAUCAGUGUGUGUUGAAGCUUUCAUGAAAGUAGCUAUGCACUACCCACACAGUAGUUUUAUUACACCUUUAAUCCAUUCAGGCUUCCGGUAUUCCGGUUUGAUCUUACACAGUUCACAUUGAUGCAACAUUGAUGCAGUCUCCUCAAAUUGUGCACCACUUAGUAGAAUAAUGUGUUUACAAAAACUCCCAUCACAGCCGAGUACUGUACCUUUCGGGCAAGAGUAGAUAAAUAUAAAUCCGGUGCCAAAUUAUACUGGGCACUGUUAAUUUAACAUUUACAGACAAAAAAAAAAGAAGAAGAAGAAUGCAGUAAAAAGAAAGCCCUCAUAUUCGGUUCAGAACGUUGGUUGGCUUUUUAAUUGUUCUUUUCCCCUCAUCUUGUCGGAUACCCAGAGCUGUAUAUAAUGCAGUGUUUAAUUUUAGUUUAGUGAAAUGUCAGACAAUUUCCUUUUCACGAGAGUGUGCGUAAGUGCGCGCGUGCGUGUGUGUGUAUGUGUAUGUGUGUGUUAGUUUGCGUGUGCGUGCGUGCGUGUAUGUGCUUCUCACACAGUUUUCUUUUAGUGUUGUCCUCAAAGUUAGAAUUAUUUAGAGAUCAGGGCUUAAUCAAGACUUUUCUUUUCAGUACUUUUCAGCACAUCGAGCAGGUUUUCUUUUUCCUAGUGAGCAUUAUAAAUGUAUAACCAAGGAGCUGGUUGUACCAAAGAUCUGGACUAGAAUGCACUAAAAGCUUUUGCUGUGACUUGAAAGUCAUCUUCUCUCAAUAAUUCUGCACAUACGAUAAAUUACUAAUAAAAGAUAAACAUAUCAAAAUUAGGGGACGGUGAUUGUUUUGUAGGCUCAUACCGCCUACUAAAGCACACCACUGCUCUGACUGUCUUUUGUAGUGGGGUGUGUUUAAAGUGUAUCUAGCAUAAUUGCAUCUUGAUGUUUUUUGCAUGCCUUUUUGCACUUUUAUUCAAUAUUUUGUUUUUAAUAAAGAUCUAUCAUUGUUAAAUUUUUAGAAAUACUACAAAUAUUAAUUUAUGUGCACUGUCAACCAACUCUGAAAUGUUAGAAUUUUUGCAACUUGUUUUUUGUACAAAUGCUUUAUAAAUGCAAAUACAGUGUCAGUCAUUCAAUUUUGCUGUGUGGAUGGUUUUUCAAAGGCAUUUCAUUACAUAUUGUUUUUUUUUUUGUAGUUUUUUUUUGAGGAGAUAAUGUUCAGUUGCCCAGUUUGCCUUUUUGUUUUCUUGUAGUUUUCACAUUUAAUGUUUCAGUGGUUCAUUAUUAGAUUGAUUCCAUUAAUACACCAGCAGUUGUUUUCACAUAUUCGUGUUAGAAUCAUCUUGUCUUUCUCUUUUGAUUUCAGCUCUGAUGAAGUGAAACUUCAACCCAUUGCCUCUAUAAUAACAAUACUAUAAAGCCUUGCAUCAGUAGAGUAGAACUAGAUUUGUUUACCAAACAAAACAGUUGAGCAGCUCCUAGUAAUCAGAUCAUCCUCGCUUCUACUGUACUCAUGUAACCUCUGUUCAUUCAGCUUCUUCCUCAUGCAGGCCACGCCGUUUUUUGUACAGUAAACACGGUUUUCAUUUCAAA